CGCCGGCCGCCGGCGGCAGUGCGGCCCGCGGCGCCGUCCCAGUAACAGUCAUGGGCAACGUGCCCGGCUCGGAGGCCGCCGAGCACGACUACGAGGAGGGCGAGAAAGGCAUCGUGAUCGGCAUUCGCCACGAUGAGAACUCCAACCCGUCGUCGCCGUCCUCGCCGAUGGCGCCGCCCGGCGUCAGACAAGGGGACAGUAUCGCAGACGUGCACGUGGGCGAGCUGGACUUCACGGAAGUGCCGACCCCGCCGGACGGAGGCUACGGCUGGGUCAUCGUCUUCGCCUCCUUCCUCUGCAACAUGAUCGUGGACGGCAUCGCUUACAGCUUCGGUAUCUUCAUGCCGGCCUUCGUGGAGUACUUCGGCGAGGGUGUCGGCAAGGUGGCCUGGGUGGGCAGUCUGCUGAACGGCGUCUACCUCAGCGCUGGUCCGAUCGUCAGCGGACUGACGAACGUGUACGGCUGUCGGCCGGUGACCAUCGCCGGCGGCAUCAUGGCCGGCACGGCGUUCCUCAUCUCGACCACGGUCAGCAGCGUCUCCUGGCUGAUGCUGGUGUACGGAGUCAUCGGAGGUAGGUGACGGACGAGCGCGGUCUGGGGCUUCGGCCUGAUCUACCUACCGGCGAUCGUCACCGUCAACUACUACUUCGAGUCGCGCCGCGCGCUGGCCACCGGCAUCGCCGUGUGUGGGUCUGGCGUCGGCACGUUCGUCUUCGCCCCCUUCGCCUCCUACAUGCUGGGCCAGUAUGGAUGGAGUGCCAACAUGAUCCUGGCUGGCAUCAUCUUCAACGCCGUGGUGUGCGGGGCGCUGAUGCGUCCGCUCGUCUACAAGAAGCCCAAGGCGAGCCAGAAGCCGCUGCUUGCAGAAGAUGGCCGAGGACAAACAGCGCCAGUUGAGCGUGGUUCCAACGUCUCCGACAGCUUCUUUUUCGUCCAGCUGCCGGACGGCACGCUCGAGCGCCGGCCCAAGUGGAAGAUGAACGCCGACCCGGGCGUGCACUCGUCGCUGGCGCUCAACGAGUUCGGCUCGCCGUCGGCGGCGCUGCCGACGAUCGCGGAGGCGGCGCGCACGGGCGGCUCCAGCUCACCCGAUGGCCCCAAAGCCAACGCCAAGGAAGGCGACAACGACUCGGAGAAGGCCAGCGACGAGGAAAAGAACGACGUGGUGCCCGAGCUGCCGGGCGAGGACCUCGAGCUGGGCCGGCGCGGCAGCAAGAAGGAGCAACACGAGCGUGAGCGCGCCGGCUCGCGCGGGCUCGCUGCCGCGCCCCGGCGAGAUGUUGCGCCUAUGAGUCGGCGCGACAUCUUCUACAGCGGCAGCAUCGCGCACCUGGCGCAGUACCAGAGCCAGCGCAGCCUGGCCUCGUACCGCGCCUCGGUGCUCUCGCUGCCCGGGACGGAUACGCCGACCAGCACCCUCCUGCGCAACCCGCUCUUCAUCCUCAUCUGCGCCAGCAACGUCUUCGGCAUGCUGGGCUUCUACGUGCCGUUCGUGUACAUCGUGGACUCGGCCAUGAUGAAGUCUGACCUGUGA
Molecule: messenger RNA, 1535 nt
Organism: Pollicipes pollicipes
Lineage: Eukaryota; Metazoa; Arthropoda; Thecostraca; Pollicipedomorpha; Pollicipedidae
Product: monocarboxylate transporter 9-like
Biological process (GO): transmembrane transport; monocarboxylic acid transport
Molecular function (GO): monocarboxylic acid transmembrane transporter activity
Source: RefSeq, a predicted model, not a curated record